UUCUAAAAUUAAAAAAAAAUAAAUAAAUAAAAAACAACCUCGGAAGUGCCUCGGCAAUCUGCGUUGCGCCUCUCCGCCCGUGUUUACGGUAUUUAUGUCAUCACUUCCGCAAAGCGAGAACUUGUGUUUAUUCUUUGUACCAAUUAGCUGCUAGCUUAAAGCGGUCCACAUUAAAACCAACACCGAGCUAACGAAGUAGCCGCAGUUUGGACCCAGUCAGCGGCUCCAGCUAUGGCCUGGUCCGGUUAGCUUUAGGGGCGAGGAAGUUACACACACUGUAAAGUUCACGCUUCUCUGUCACUUUGUUUGGUUUGUUUUAACAAUGCUGAGCAGCAGCGUCGCUCUGCGGGCUCAGAUUAGCUCCAUCAUCGAUGUCUUGUCCAAAGCAGCCGUGGCAGAAAUCGCCAAAGUUGUGGAGGACGGCAUGGUGGUGCUGCGGCUGGAGAUGUGUCAGCGAGAAAACGAGAUCAAGAAGCUGAAGAGCAACAUCGAGGUUCUGCACAACGAGCUGAGAUCACUGCAGGACAGCGAGACCCUGCGACCAGACCACCAGGGGAGAGAUGACAGUCAGAGUGACGUUGGUGAUGAGAGGACCUCGCUUGAAAAGGGGCCCGCCGAUAAGGACCAGAACAGUCGGUCCAGACCUGAGAUGCAGGUGAAAUGUGAACCUGUGGAAGAAGGAACUCAAGGGGCCCGAGGACAACGUGACCAGCUGGGAGAACAACCGACCGCGUUUGAAAGGGACAGUGCGCAGUGGAGACCGACAACGCAAACUCCGACAGGACGCAUCAACUCAGAUUAUUUAAAUUUAGGGCAGAACUCCUUGUCGUGUCUCCCCGAAUCUCGUCUGGACACGGGACUGGCUGCGCCCUGCGGCAGCUCCGCCGGGUUUCAGCACAGCCCGUUCAGCCGCGGGCUGCUGGGGUACGGUCAGUAUCGCAACUCGUACAACCAGGUGCGGAGGAGGACGGUGAAGAGGUUGAUGUUUAAGAAAGGCUACAUCUGUCCGUACUGCGGUAAAUAUUUUGAGCGUGCCGGCCACCUGGAGAGACAUAAGAGGAUUCACACCGGUGAGAAACCGUACCGCUGCGAGAUAUGUGGGAGACGGUUCAAUCAGAAAUGCAGCCUGAAGGAGCACACGAAGAUUCACAGAAGAUGUAUUCAGCCCAGACCACUUGAGCUCAAGGUGGGGGAACAGAAGCAUGUUCCCGAGGUGACUCUAUGUACCGAUGCUCUUCACCCUGAGGAAGAGGGCCUGGUAAAAGCUGAGGAUGUCCUACCUAAGAAUGAGGACAUUCUCACAACGCCUGUGCACGUCAAAUCUGAGCCUGCAGAGGAGAAUAUAGCACCGCCGCUGUUUCACGGAGGAAACGAGCAGGCGAGGGAAGGAGGAGACGACCGCAGUGAGAACUUCCCAACAUUUGAGAGGGACAACCAGCAGUGGAUGUCCAGACUACAAGGACAAAACAACACAGACAUCAGCAGUACAGAGUAUCUCGGUAGCUCGGCGCAGAGCUUGGCGUCCUUCCCGGGGAUAGCUCAGUUAAUGCCGCCCCCGGUCGAGGCGUCUUGUAGCACAUUCUCCUUUCCAGGGAAACCAUAUGGGGAACUCAAAAACAGCAUGAUCUCCCAAACGCCUUAUGGAUCCUCAGACACACUUAUGAUGUCGAGUGAAGGAGGCUUGCACGGUAUGGCGCUGAAUCACCACCACCACAGUGUAAGCAGGUCUUUCCAGGUGAUCAAACCAAAGAAAUGCUUCGGCUGCUCGUACUGUGGCAAGGUCUUUGAGCGCGCCGGCCACCUGGAAAGACAUUUACGAAUUCAUACCGGGGAGAAGCCGUACGGCUGCCAUAUCUGCGGGAGGUGCUUCAAUCAGAAGAGUAGCCUCAAGGGCCACAUGAAGACGCACAGAAAUGGGGAGAACACGGACGUGCUGGAGGCACAUCACUUGAUGUUUACAAUGCCUGACAGUCAACCGUUGAAGAACCUGGCAGAACACAAGACUGGACUGGCAGCUUUAGAGGAACAGCUACUGGGCACCUCGUACAGCGAGGCAGUCGGUGAGCAAACAGUGAUGGUGAAGCUGGAGCCAAGAGGGGAGGGUUUUCACACUCUAAGUCAGGCGGGGACUGACAACGGCACAGACCAAAGUCAGCUGUGGACACCUGGGACAGAGAAGAGCGGUGAUACUGAGGAAACUGUCUGUGUACUUUUACAUGACGUCAAGUAUCACCUCAGUCCUGCUGCCGGAGCCGCCAAUGAGCAGCAGGGAUACACAUCACCAAUAAGAGAUCUGCCUUUUCUAGACGACAAAGAAAAGGAAGAAAUGAUGCACAGUGAUGAGUAUUCAAUGUUGGGAAUGCAACCGAGAAGCUCCGAUAUGACUCUCGCACCUGAGCUGCAGGAUCAACAUGUUGCACCGGAGCUGGCGGUGAAUGAGUUCACAGCAGUGAGCGACAGGACUCACGAGGGAGGCGUGUUUGAAUUUAAUAUGACCGCCUCAGGCAACCAUGUGGACAACUGUGGCGGGGAGGACGCCGCCGCCAGGCAAAAUUGCUUUAUAUGCUCAACUUGCGGGCAAAGCUUUGAUAGUUUCACUUCAUUUCAGAGGCACCAGUGUCAAAAUAUCCCAGAGCAAUCCUUCAGCUGUGAGAUAUGUGGUAAGGUCUUUAAUCAGAUGAGCAUCCUGAAAUUGCACCUUAAACUGCACGUAGAAUAAAUUUGCAAUGUACACAACACGGUAAAACACUCCCACACGAUUCUCCACAUUCUCAUUUUCUCACGGUCGACAAAUCAUUAUGAGAUCUAAAUAAAUACUUGACAAUGUCCCAAAACUUUCAAAAGCUAAAGCAGCAGAACAAAAAUACUUUAGUUUUUUUAUUUGCAGUACUGAUUAAGUACAAUCUUUUUUUUGCAGUAAGGACAAAAAUGUCCUUUAAACUUCCGUCACACUUCAAGUACUUGGCACAAAAUGUUUUCCUUUUCCAAGUUGCUCAUUGAUUGCUUGACGCUGGCCAGAUCUGAGCUUUGGAGUGGCUUUAAUAACGACUUAAUCACUACACGGAGAAACCAAACAAUGCCGAGUGUUUUAAAGGAACAGUGUUUAACAUUUAGGGGGAUGUAUUUUCAGAAAUGUAAUAUAAUAUUAUUUAACUUAUAUUGUUAGCUUAGAAUGAGCCGUUUAUAUCAAUAUAGGGAGCUGGUCCUCUUCAUGGCA
This is a messenger RNA of Sebastes umbrosus (honeycomb rockfish), 3217 nucleotides long. RefSeq names its product zinc finger protein 572-like. The transcript is spliced from 4 exons. Bases 323 to 2719 code for a protein of 798 amino acids. Gene Ontology annotation, molecular function: RNA polymerase II cis-regulatory region sequence-specific DNA binding; DNA-binding transcription factor activity, RNA polymerase II-specific. Lineage: Eukaryota; Metazoa; Chordata; Actinopteri; Perciformes; Sebastidae. The record is from RefSeq and is a predicted model, not a curated record. Gene Ontology annotation, biological process: regulation of DNA-templated transcription.